This is a messenger RNA of Penicillium daleae, 318 nucleotides long. RefSeq lists its product as uncharacterized. NCBI's taxonomy places the organism in Eukaryota, Fungi, Ascomycota, Eurotiomycetes, Eurotiales, Aspergillaceae. The transcript has a single exon. The record is from RefSeq and is a predicted model, not a curated record. Bases 1 to 318 code for a protein of 105 amino acids.
AUGGAUUUGUCUACACUUUCAGAUACGUCGGGGACGGAUACUUUGGGUUUGCGCAUCUCUUCCUUGAUCUUGUCGCUUGGCGUCUUGCAGAGCUCAGUCUCGACCACCCCGAUGAAUCCCAUCGACAUGACCUGGGAGCAUGAAGGCGAGACACUCGGAAAACCUUCAGGUAUAUGUUCUCGCACAUUCGCCAAAGGACCUCCAUCCAAUCUUGGUGACGCCAUACCUGCCAAGUUGGGCAAGCAUCCCCGACGCACCAAAGUAACGAUGAACGGUUCUGCAGCGUGGCGCUCGCCGCGUCUGCUCGGGAGCCUCUAG